Juglans microcarpa x Juglans regia is the source of this 1427-nucleotide messenger RNA. RefSeq lists its product as uncharacterized. NCBI's taxonomy places the organism in Eukaryota, Viridiplantae, Streptophyta, Magnoliopsida, Fagales, Juglandaceae. The transcript has 8 exons. Gene Ontology annotation, cellular component: membrane. Bases 223 to 1251 code for a protein of 342 amino acids. The record is from RefSeq and is a predicted model, not a curated record.
CAGACAGUCAAAGCUAACAGUCUUGUAUACCGAACCAUCUACUCAAGCUUCUCCGAUUGAACAGGCUCUGGAAACUUUAUACACAGAUUCACUGCCAUAAUACCAUUCCAUCUCAAGUCUUCAUAUCUGAUGUUGGAAAUCUUUGAUCUUAGCAUCUGAAGGCCUAAGAUCUCCAAAAUAUUAGUAAGACUACCCUAGCAAUAGGUGGAUUGGUGUCCAUAUAUGGCACUCGUAGUAUACUGGUAUGAUUUUGUUUGUUUUGGGAUUGUUGGGAUUGCCUUCUGUGGUUCCUUAUGGGUGAUAUGGAGGAAGGAAGGCGGCUCAAGAUGCGAUGAAAAUACAGUUUAUGAGAGCCUUCUGGUGGCUAGACCUGAAAUUGGUGAUGUCUAUGUGAGUGCACUCCCAAAGGGUCAUGUCAGCACCUCCCAGCUAUGGACCAGUUGCUGGCGAGGGGUGCACCCCAGCUGGCUCUUAGCUACUCGUUUUAUAUCCUUUCUGGUCAUGGCAGGGUUUCUUACUUGGGAUGUUUUGGACUGGAAUGCUGAAUCUGUCUUUAUGUUCUACACCGAGUGGACAUUUGCAUUAGUUCUGGUCUAUUUUGCACUUGGUACCAUUGUAUCUGGAUAUGGAUGCUGGCUAUCCUCACAAACACCUCUGUCUGAAAAUGGGACAAGGGAUGAGUUUCUGAGAAGGGAUUUUGAAGAGAGUGGAACCACAAACUCCAUUUCUUACAGGGAAAAAGUGAUUGAGGGUACCAUCAAGCUGCAAAGCCACUAUGCUGAAGAGGAAUUUCAGAGAAGAGCAGGAUUUUGGGGAUAUUUAAUGCAAGUUGCAUAUCAGACUUGUGGAGGUGCUGUUAUACUUACAGACAUUGUGUUUUGGUGUGUCAUCGUCCCAUUUUUAUCAAUUGCACAUGUUCGCUUAAACUUGAUGGGUUGCAUGCAUGCUUUGAAUGCUUUUUUCCUUCUUCUGGAUACCUCACUCAAUAGCCUUCCAUUUCCUUGGUUCCGGAUUGCAUAUUUUAUCAUCUGGAGCUGUGUCUAUGUUGUUUUCCAGUGGGUUAUUCACGCCUGUGGUUUUACAUGGUGGCCAUAUCCCUUCAUCGAGCUAGAUACACCCUGGGCUCCUUUAUGGUACUUUUCCUUCGCUGUGCUCCACAUCCCCUGUUAUGGGAUAUAUGCACUGAUCAUAAAAGCGAAAAACUCGAUUCUUCCCAGAUUGUUUCCCCAUUCUUUUAUUAGGUCACGUUAGUUUCUAGUUGUUACAGUACUAGUUUGUAGAAAACUUCUUGCCGAGGGCUUGUGCACUCUCAAGAUUAGUCAUGACACCGUUCCCGGACACCCAAUGCCAAUCUAAAAAAGAAAAUCUGAGUACUAGUACUGUUGGAAGUGGCAAUAAUCUUGCUAGAUAUGAUAUUGUCCUUUUUA